GUGACGCAAAUUUCCCGCCCUCACUUCUGCUAUCCCGUGUGUGUGUGUGUGCGAAAGUUAACAAAACAGUGUUUUCACCACAGAGAGUUGACUUUGCUACAUUUUAUAUCUGUCAGAGGUUCACUGUCACUGGCCAAUGAUGCCUUCCACACAUGACUGGAUUAACUGCCCCCUCGGUGUCGUUGAAGGGAUGUUUGCUGCUUCCCAGAACAAUCCAAAUUCUGGCUGGGAGGCGAAAGCAGUUGAAUUCUUUAAGAAUCAGCUGAAAGAGAAGGACGCUCAUACCUGGGUCCCGUCUUUGAACGAUGUCCCUCUGCACUACCUGAAGCCCAACAGCCUGGUGAAGUUUCGUUGCUUCAUCCAGGACAUGUUCGAUCCCGAGUUCUUCAUGGGAGUGUAUGAGACUGUUGACCCAUCUACAAAGGCUAAAGUUUUGCGUUGUGGGAAGUACAAAGAUGUGACAGAGUGUGGGGUGGAUUUUAACUCCAGCAAUACUGUGACUGCAGAGAGACAGACUUUCUACUGUGUGCCAAUUCCUGGAGAAAAUCCCUGGGUGAAAGAGAGCUAUGCCAGCACUAGCCAAGCGAGAGUGGUUCCUUCCACUUCGUAUGCGCCGACGAGACAGAAGCGCAGCUACGAGGAAGACGACGAUGACAUGGACACACAGCCGCAAAAGCAGAGAGAGCCACAUGCUGGUCCUCAGAGCCCCACAGAACAUCACGGUAAUGGUGACUGUAAGCGGCAGGAGACCGAAGCUCCCUCCAACCAAACGGCAUCUGCUUCCCAUCUCGACCUCAACUUCCCCCUACCGGGAGAGAAAGGCCCGUCCUGCCUAGUGAAGGUGUACGAGGACUGGGAGAGCUUCAAACUGAACGACUUACUGGAGGUCUACGGGAUCCUCUCUGUCAAUCCUGCUCUCAGUGCUUUGGCUGACGAGAAAGACACCUCCUCAUCCAUUCAGGACCCCACAGAGUGCAUGGAGACGGCAGAGGAGCAGAGAGUGCACAGCCCGCCGGCCUCGCUCGUUCCUCGCUUACACAUGCUCUACGCCAGGCCUCUGCCACACAACAACCCCCUGCUGCCCUGCACCACCGUGGAGGACAACAGUGCCUUUUUAUCUUCGAGCCUGAGUGAGAUGGCCUCUGUCAGGGCGGAGCUGCUCGCAUACUUCACUCACAUCCUUCUUGGGGACGCUCUGGCUGCUGAGUACCUCAUUCUGCAUCUCAUUUCUAACGUGUACACUAGACGGGAUGUUCUCCCGCUGGGCAAGUUCACCUUGAACCUGAGUGGCUGUCCUACUGCCGCCUCGUACACCGAACGCUUCUACCAGAUCAUUCAGCAGCUCGUUCCUUCUUCGUAUUAUCUGGGCAUGAGCCUCCAGAACAUGAACCAGAUGCGGUUGGUGCCUAAGAAGGACUAUGUGGCAAAUCGGCUAGUGAGUGGAGCCCUGCAGCUGGCCAGAAACACUUCCCUCUUCCUGGAUGAGACCCAGCUGGAGCAGGGACAGCUGGACACAACAGGUGUGCGCAACGUCACGGCCCUUGGGAACCUGAUCUCGUGGCAGAAGGUUGAUUAUGACUUUAACUACCACCAGAUGGAAUUCCCCUGCAAUAUUAACGUGCUCAUCGUGUCAGAAGGCCGCUCACUCCUGCCGUCAGACUGUCAGAUACACCUACAGUCUCAAGUCACCGCACCCCAACUGGAGGAGUAUCUCAGCAGCAUCCACAUGCAUCCGCAGUCUUCGUCACAGCUGAACAAGUUCAGAAUCUACCUGUGCAUGGCUCGCCAGCUAGACUACAACAUCUCUGAUGAAAUGACAAAGUCAGUUGAGGAGGACUUUGUAGACAUGAGGAAGGACGACCCCCAGAGUGUAUCUGCCGAGGACCUCCACAGGAUGCUCGUCGUGGCGAGGUUGCUGUCUCUGAGCCUGGGACAGACCUCUCUGUCCAGAGACAGCUGGCUGAGAGCCAAACACAUCGACAUGCUGCGGAGGAGCCGGAUGGAGCAGCACAAGUGUGUGAACGGCAACGAGCCGUGAUCACCAGAGACGAACGAGAUGAGAUGGAUUUUUGUUUUUCCUUUUGAUACCUAAAAAAAAUAGUUUGUAAUAAAGAUCUUUUUCAUAUGCCAUAAAUAGUA
Larimichthys crocea (large yellow croaker) is the source of this 2139-nucleotide messenger RNA. It is a transcript of the gene mcmbp, whose product is annotated as minichromosome maintenance complex binding protein. Gene Ontology annotation, molecular function: chromatin binding. The transcript is spliced from 16 exons. NCBI's taxonomy places the organism in Eukaryota, Metazoa, Chordata, Actinopteri, Sciaenidae. Bases 137 to 2038 code for a protein of 633 amino acids. The record is from RefSeq and is a predicted model, not a curated record. Gene Ontology annotation, biological process: DNA-templated DNA replication.